AAAAUUAUUAUAAAUCAAAAACCAAAAAGGCCACGUCUCUGCAAACCCUAUCUUACGUUUGAAGAAGAAAACGCUUAACAAAUCCAUCAACAUUCACAACAUCGCACAUGGUGUACCACCGCCGGUGAUCUCCGACAAUCUCCACGAUUUGGGGACUGAGUUUGGUUACGGUGUCAAUAAGGGUUUGUGAAUUUUUCGUUAGAUGAUGACGAGAAAAACUAGCAGCAGCUGUGCUGUCUGCGAGACCUCAAAUCUUGCUUCCAUUUGCGCCCUUUGUGUAAAUUACAGAUUAAAUGAGUAUAGCACUACUUUGAAGUCAUUGAGGAGCCGACGGGAUUUACUUUAUUUGAGAUUGAGUGAAGUGCUUGUGGCAAAGGGUAAGGCAGAGGAUCAGCUUAGUUGGAGAGUGCUUCAAAAUGAGAAACUUGCAGGAUUGAGGGAGAAGCUCCAAUCUAGCAGAGAACAAUAUUCACAAGGGAAGGGUAAGGUGGAGAAGAUGUCGUAUGAUCUAAAAGUCAAAUAUGAGUUGCUUGAAUCAGCCAGGACUACGUUGGAAAGAAAUCGUGUCGAACAACUGGAAAAGUUCUAUCCUAAUCUCAUCUAUACGCAGAGCUUGGGGCACAUGGCAAUUACCUCCGAACGUCUUCACAAACAGUCAGUUGUUAUCAAACAGAUAUGCAAGUUGUUCCCACAACGUCGGGUAAAUAUAGACGGAGAGAGAAAAGAUGGGUGUAGCGGUCAGUAUGAUCAAAUUUGCAAUGCACGCUUACCAAGAGGACUUGAUCCCCAUUCAAUUCCAUCCGAAGAACUUGCUGCCUCUUUGGGAUACAUGGUGCAACUUUUAAAUCUUGUUGUUGACAAUGUUGCUGCACCCGCACUUCAUAACUCGGGUUUUGCGGGUUCAUGCUCCCGAAUAUGGCAACGAGAUUCUUAUUGGGAUGCCUGUCCGUCUUCCAGAAGCAAUGAAUAUCCACUAUUUAUACGGCGCCAAAAUAGCUGCUCCACUGGUGGAGAGACUUCAUGGUCUGAUAGAAGCUCAAGUAAUUUUGGUGUUGCUUCAAUGGAAUCUGAGAGGAAGACCCGUUUGGAUUCUUCUGGCGGUAGCUUCAAUUUUUCUUCAGCUUCACCACAUUCUGUUGAAAUGCACCAGGACCUGCAGAAAGGGAUUUCACUUCUCAAAAAAAGUGUGGCAUGCCUAACAGCCUACUGUUAUAACUCAUUAUACUUAGAUGUUCCUACCGAGGCAUCUACUUUUGAAUCCUUUGCAAAGUUGUUGGCCACACUUUCUUCUUCCAAGGAAGUUCGAUCUGUUUUUUCCUUGAAAAUGGAGUCUUCAAGGUCAUCAAAACAAGUUCAACAGUUGAACAAAUCAGCAUGGAAUGUGAAUUCAGUCAUUUCAUCGAGUACUUUACUGGAGAGCGCACAUACACUACCCAUAACAAGAAACACCUACAAAAAUAACCUUCGAAGUUCUGCUGCCAGUUUUCUUUAUGCCACUGACUCAUCUGAUAUUGGAAAGAAUGAAAACCUUAUAGAAGGAUGGGAUCUUGUGGAGCAUCCCACUUUUCCUCCUCCACCAUCGCAAACAGAGGAUGUUGAGCAUUGGACUCGAGCCAUGUUUAUUGACGCAACGAAGAAAUGAUCUGGUGCUUCAACUGCCUACUACAUUUGUACAGGGAAGACUGAAGAGGAGUAAGUUAUUAACCUUCUGAGAUGGCUGACUUAUUGUAUAUGUAUAUAGGCAAUUGAUUGUAACCUAUUAACACAUGUACAUAGAGAUAAUCACUACUAGUGUAUAUAUUCAAGUGCAAGUAAAUUUAUAAUUUUCUUUCAGUUAUUUUAUUUUAUUUGGUUUUUGUGGA
Messenger RNA from Camellia sinensis, 1862 nucleotides. RefSeq lists its product as uncharacterized. Gene Ontology annotation, cellular component: lytic vacuole; endosome. Gene Ontology annotation, biological process: SNARE complex assembly. The record is from RefSeq and is a predicted model, not a curated record. NCBI's taxonomy places the organism in Eukaryota, Viridiplantae, Streptophyta, Magnoliopsida, Ericales, Theaceae. Gene Ontology annotation, molecular function: SNARE binding.